AUGUCUGUGUCCUCUUGCAGAAAGUUCUACUACAUCACGCUGCUGAGGGACCCGGUGUCGCGCUACCUGAGCGAGUGGAGGCACGUGCAGCGGGGGGCCACCUGGAAGACCUCCCUGCACAUGUGCGACGGCCGGACCCCCACCCCCGAGGAGCUGCCGUCCUGCUACGAGGGCUCCGACUGGUCCGGGUGCACGCUGCAGCAGUUCAUGGACUGCCCUUACAACCUGGCCAACAACAGACAGGUGCGCAUGCUAGCCGACCUGAGCCUGGUGGGCUGCUACAACAUGUCCACGGUGCCGGAGAAGAAGCGCGCUCAGCUGCUCCUGGAGUCGGCUAAGAAGAACCUCCGGGACAUGGCCUUCUUCGGGCUCACGGAGUACCAGAGGAAGACCCAGUUCCUGUUCGAGCGCACCUUCAGGUUGCGCUUCAUCAGGCCCUUCAUGCAGUACAACAGCACCAGGGCGGCCGGCGUGGACCUGGACAACGCCACGAUCCAGCGCAUCGAGGAACUGAACGAACUGGACAUGGAGCUGUACGACUACGCCCGGGACCUGUUCCAGCAGCGAUACCAGUUCACCCGGCAGCAGGAGCGGCGGCAGCAGCGCAUCAAGCACCACCUGCAGUCGCACCAGGGCCUGGGGCUGGGCGUGAGUCUGUGGCCCUCCUCCCAGGACAACGACGUCAGUACAGCCGUCAGCGCCGCCGCCGCCGCAGGGGAGGAGGGGGCCAGGGAGCGGCCGGAGGAGGCAGCGGCGGCGGCGGGCUCUAGCAGACUGCCCACCGAAGACUACAUGAACCAGAUUGUAAACCGCUGGUAG
This is a messenger RNA of Knipowitschia caucasica, 819 nucleotides long. Lineage: Eukaryota; Metazoa; Chordata; Actinopteri; Gobiiformes; Gobiidae. The record is from the annotation of a GenBank genome assembly.